Gloeophyllum trabeum ATCC 11539 is the source of this 1311-nucleotide messenger RNA. RefSeq names its product elongase of fatty acids, ELO. Gene Ontology annotation, cellular component: endoplasmic reticulum membrane. Lineage: Eukaryota; Fungi; Basidiomycota; Agaricomycetes; Gloeophyllales; Gloeophyllaceae. Gene Ontology annotation, biological process: fatty acid elongation, saturated fatty acid; sphingolipid biosynthetic process; fatty acid elongation, monounsaturated fatty acid. Gene Ontology annotation, molecular function: fatty acid elongase activity. The record is from RefSeq and is a predicted model, not a curated record. The transcript has 8 exons. The coding region runs from base 64 to 954 and encodes 296 amino acids.
GUCCUCUUCCGACGCGUUCAUUGCUCCCAGGUUGUCUCGGUUCGUUAGUCCUUCCCGUUCGACAUGGCGCCUCUCGCGGACUUCAUUCUUAAUCACGUCCCCCUCCCGUCGGUGCCCUACUACAUCACCCAUUAUGUCCGCGGACAGACUCCCCUGUCGACCCAGACGGGGGUGUUCUCUGCUCUGGCACUAUACCUCGUCACGAUCUUCAGUAUACGCGAAUACAUGAAGGACAAGCCUCCUAAGAAGCUCACGGCCUUGUUUCAGCUACACAACUUAAUCUUGAGUAGCGGCAGCGCAUUGCUGCUGGCACUGAUGAUCGAGGAGGUGUUCCCCAUUUGGUGGAAUAACAACCUGUUCCACGCGAUGUGCAGUGUGGAGGCAUGGACACCUAGACUCGAAUUCUACUAUAUUAUCAACUACUAUUUUAAGUAUUUGGAACUCUUUGACACUGUGUUCCUCGCGAUCAAGAAAAAGCCCCUUGCAUUCCUGCACGUCUUCCACCACUCCGCAACCGCCCUUCUGUGCUAUAGCCAACUCAACGGUAAAACUAGUGUAUCAUGGGUUGUCAUCUCGUUGAACCUUGCUGUCCAUGUAUUGAUGUACUACUACUACUUCGCCACUGCUGGGGGGGCUAGAAUCUGGUGGAAGAAAUAUUUGACCACCAUGCAAAUCGUGCAGUUCGUCAUCGACCUCUUCGCCGUCUACUUCGCUACAUAUUCGUACUACGCCGCGAAGUACUUCCCGCACCUGCCGACGAUGGGUAGCUGCACCGGGACGGAAGGCGCAGCCGUGUUUGGUUGCGGGCUGCUUACCAGCUAUCUCGGCCUCUUCAUCAACUUCUACAUCCAAACGUACAAGAAGAGCCCUGGACACAAGAAGAAUGCCGUUGCCAACGGGAAUGGCGUACCAAAUGGGAAGGCCGCCGGGAUUGAACAAAAGGGACAUACCUGAGGUCACGUCUGAACACGCCGUCUAAUUUAUCCUAGCGUCCUGAAGUCCUCGUACAAAUUCCUUUAAUCGAGCAUGCCGACCUCCAGCGGAGACCUUUCUUUUAAUGGGUCCCCCUGGGUAGCUCCAACUCAUUCUUUUGUUUUUCUUGUGCAUAUUUUGUCCGAGCGCAUUGGCUUAGGUGUUACUAGGUAUUUGGAGGCUGUAAUAGACAGACGGCGAAGGGUUAGACAGCUCUGUAUGUCCGCGUGUCUUUAGGCACAAUGAUACCACGUCCGAUAUACUGGGAUUGUGGACGACCUGCAAUCACGUAUCUUUCUCAGAACAUAUCACUGUUCUCUUGUUCUUUAAUGAAUCAAG